GUCAAAGGCGCAUUGAUGCUGCGGUCUGCAGAGCUGGGCCAGACACCAACCAGCACCAGGCUCCCCGGACCCCGCUACCUCCCGCUCCGCGCUUCGCAGCCACCGCGCGCCAUGCACCCCCGAGGUCGCGCCGCCUCCCCGCAGCUGCUGCCGGGUCUCUUCCUUUUGCUGCUGCUGCUGCUGCUGCAAUGGCCAGCGAAGUCCAACGCCUCCGAGAACCCCAAGGCGAAGCAAAAAGCGCCCAUCCGGCAGAGGGAGGUGGUAGACCUGUAUAAUGGAAUGUGCCUACAAGGGCCAGCGGGAGUCCCCGGUCGCGAUGGGAGUCCUGGGGCCAAUGGCAUCCCUGGUACACCAGGCAUUCCAGGUCGGGAUGGAUUCAAAGGAGAAAAAGGAGAGUGCCUGAGGGAAAGUUUUGAGGAGUCCUGGACCCCAAACUACAAGCAGUGUUCGUGGAAUUCACUGAAUUACGGCAUAGAUCUUGGGAAAAUUGCGGAGUGUACGUUUACGAAGAUGCGCUCCAACAGCGCCCUGCGAGUCCUGUUCAGCGGUUCCCUGCGGCUGAAAUGCAGAACCGCGUGCUGUCAGCGCUGGUACUUUACGUUUAACGGGGCUGAAUGUUCAGGGCCUCUUCCCAUCGAAGCCAUCAUCUAUCUGGACCAAGGGAGCCCUGAGUUGAAUUCAACCAUUAACAUCCAUCGCACCUCUUCUGUGGAAGGUCUCUGUGAGGGGAUCGGUGCUGGGCUUGUGGAUGUGGCCAUCUGGGUUGGCACUUGUUCUGAUUACCCUAAAGGAGACGCGUCUACGGGGUGGAACUCAGUGUCUCGCAUCAUUAUUGAAGAGCUACCAAAAUAAAUCCUCCGAGGCUUUCAUUCCCUACCUCUUGUAUUUUUAAAACCAAACCUUUGAAUGGUUCAUUUAAGGGACAUUCAAGAAAUCACUUUAUGUACCCAGCUGAACGGAAAUGCAGUUAAAUAUGUUUACAGACCAAAGUGUGAUCUUGCACUUUAAAAUCCCUCGUUAUUCAUUUUGCUUCCAUCAGGAAUGUUUUUAGGACUUUCCCCCCAUUGGUUACCUUUUUCUUGAUUCUGUUCUUUGAACUCAUGUAUUAGAAUGUCAUUAUGAUCUUUAGUCUUUCCUAUUUCCCACUGUCAACAUUUUUAAAAUAUAUAAAAGUUAUGUCAUUGUAUGAGCUGUAAAUGUUUAGAACUGUUUUGUACCUGUUAAAUAAAAUGUUUCAAACA
This is a messenger RNA of Mesocricetus auratus (golden hamster), 1241 nucleotides long. RefSeq names its product collagen triple helix repeat containing 1 (gene Cthrc1). The transcript has 4 exons. The record is from RefSeq and is a predicted model, not a curated record. Bases 16 to 852 code for a protein of 278 amino acids. NCBI's taxonomy places the organism in Eukaryota, Metazoa, Chordata, Mammalia, Rodentia, Cricetidae.